GAAUGAGACUCCCCACUUCCCAUCUUAUUAUUACGAUUUUCUACCGCCUCACAUUCAAAAAACCGGAGCAACAGUGAAGCCAAGAUUCGGGUUUCUCCCUCUCUGUCUCUGAUUGAGAGUCUGUUCGUCGAUUGCUCCUUCCCUUUCUUGAUUAUCUCUCCUUUCCUUGUUCGAUCGCUCAUCGAUCAUCGAGAAAUCAUCAAGAGAGAGAAAGAAAGACGCAGACACGCGCUGAAAGACAGGAAGUCGUAGACAGAGGAAGUUGCUAUUUGUUUAUACACUGUUUGGUAGUUUCCAAAAUUGAUUCUUGAAUCUUGAUCUUUCGUUUCCUCUCUGAAUCACCGCCUCUCCUUCUCUCCCUCCCGGAAGCCCCCUUUAUCUCCCUCUCUCUGAGGUUCCUAAACCCUUGAGAGAGAGAGAGAGGAAGAAAGGCUUGUUCGUUCUGUUGGUGGCUAACCCUAGGCUCAUUUGAUUGGCGGCGAUUCCUUCAUUGAGAUCGAUGGCAGAGGGACCGAAGACAGCGGGGGAAGAGCAGCAGCCCGCUGCAUCUUCGCCUUACUCGCUGGGCCACUCUGUCAUACCCAUCGUCAAUAGGUUGCAGGACAUCUUUGCCCAGUUGGGAAGUGCCUCCACCAUCGACCUUCCACAGGUGGCCGUCGUCGGCAGCCAAAGCAGCGGGAAGUCGAGCGUCCUUGAGGCGCUUGUGGGCAGGGAUUUCCUCCCACGGGGCUCCGACAUUUGCACUCGACGGCCCCUUGUUCUGCAGCUCGUUCACCUGCCUCGCCGUCCUGACACAGAGGUCUGCGAGUGGGGGGAGUUUUUGCACCUUCCAGGAAAGCGAUUCGCCGAUUUCUCGGCGAUCAGACGCGAAAUUCAGGCGGAGACUGAGAAAGAAGCUGGAUCAAAUAAGGGAGUCUCUGACAAACAGAUUCGCCUAAAAGUGUUCUCCCCCAAUGUCUUGAACAUUACGCUGGUGGACCUGCCCGGGAUAACGAAGGUCCCAGUGGGUGAUCAACCAACUGAUAUCGAGGCGAGGAUUCGGACUAUGAUACUUUCGUAUAUUAAGCACGAGACCUGCAUUAUCUUGGCAGUCACGCCAGCCAAUUCAGACUUAGCCAACUCGGAUGCACUUCAGAUGGCAAGAAUUGCAGAUCCUGAUGGGUCCCGUACAAUUGGCGUAAUCACAAAGUUGGAUAUCAUGGACAGAGGUACGGAUGCAUGCAACUUUUUGCUUGGGAAUGUCGUUCCCCUUCGGCUUGGUUAUAUUGGUGUUGUAAAUCGAAGUCAGGAGGAUAUCACACAUAAUAAGAGCAUUGCUGAAGCCCUUGCCUUUGAGGAGAACUUCUUCCGUAAUCGUGCGGUGUAUCACAACUUAUCUGACCGUUGUGGCGUUCCCCAAUUAGCAAAGAGGUUGAAUCAGAUACUGGUGCAACAUAUUAAGGCUGUUCUUCCAGGUCUGAAGGCUCGGCUGAAUACUCAAAUGGUUUCUGUUGUAAAAGAACUAAGCACUUAUGGGGAAAUAACAGAGAGUAAAGCUGGUCAAGGGGCUCUUUUGUUGAACAUUCUAACAAAGUACUGUGAAGCUUUUUCGUCGUUGGUGGAGGGAAAAAAUGAAGAGAUGUCAACUGCUGAACUGUCAGGAGGAGCAAGGAUUCAUUACAUUUUUCAGUCAAUCUUCGUUAAAAGUUUGGAGGAAGUUGAUCCCUGUGAAGAUCUAACAGACGAAGACAUCCGUACUGCUAUUCAGAAUGCAACAGGCCCCAAAAAUGCUUUGUUUGUACCGGAGGUUCCUUUUGAAGUUUUGGUUAAACGGCAGAUUGCACGCCUUCUGGAUCCAAGUUUACAAUGCGCAAGAUUUAUUUAUGAUGAACUAAUCAAGAUGAGUCAUCGUUGUCAUGCUGUUGAACUUAAAAGGUUUCCUGUUUUGAGGCGACGUAUGGAGGAAGUGAUUGGAAAGUUUUUGCGGGAGGGUCUAAAACCAGCUGAGACGAUGAUUGGACACAUAAUUGAAAUGGAGAUGGAUUACAUAAAUACUUCACAUCAUAAUUUUAUUGGGGGAAGCAAAGCAGUGGAAGUUGCAGUACAACAGCAGAGAGCAUCGAGGCCAUCUACUGUCCCUGUUGUAAAAACAAGGGAAGGUACUGAUUCUGAAAGAUCAGAGAAGAGUCAGAAAUCUCGGGCCAUUCUGGCGAGAUCUGUUGCAAAUGGAGUUAUUCAAGAGCAGGGAAUUCGUCCGGUGGCAAACAAUGAGAAGCCUGUUUCUAGUGCUUCUUCAAGUUCAACAUGGGGCAUUUCGUCGAUAUUUGGAGGUGGUGAGCACAGAACAACGACAAAGGAAAGCUCUAUGAAUAAGCCAUAUCAUGAAGCUGCUAGUGUGGAAAAUAUGAUAUCUAUGAUCCAAUUGAAAGAGCCACCAGCAGUUUUAAGGCCUUCAGAGGCAGAGACUGAGCAUGAAUCCAUUGAGAUAGCUGUCACAAAGUUGCUAUUGAAAUCUUACUAUGAUAUUGUUAGAAAGAACAUUCAAGAUGUGGUUCCGAAAGCCAUCAUGCACUUUCUGGUUAACCAUGCAAAGAGGGACCUGCACAGUGUUCUUAUACAGAAGUUGUACAGAGAAAAUCUAUUUGAAGAAAUGCUACAAGAGCGUGAAGAGGUGGCAACAAAAAGAAAGCAAUGUCGGGAGUUGCUCCAUGUUUUGCAACAAGCUGUCUGGACGUUGGAUGAAUUGCCACUCGAUGCUGAAAUGGCUUCUAAAGGUCCAACCUCUGGCGUGGAUGCAACUACUGGAUUGCCCAGGAUACAGGGGCUUCCCUCCUUCUAUUCAUUAUCAAAUGGUGAUGCAAGUUCCUCGUACUCUUCAUCACCGAAGAAUCCAAGAUCCCGCAAGUCGUCUCACUCUGGGGAGCAGCCAUCACCAUUCAACUCUGCAAAUGGUGUGGGCUACCAGUAUACAGGCAUUGGAGCUGGUUAUCCGACAAUUGAAGCAUAAGCAGGUCUGGGUUGACCUCUAAAGUUAUUGUUUUUCGCAUUGAUACUUGUUUCGGCUAGCAAGUAUAUAUUGCAGGCAAUUUGUGGAUCGUUAGUUGCUUUGCGGUUCUUUUUGGCAGAAUGUAGAAAAAUUGCAUAUUCUUUGAUAAGUAAAGUUGUCAUAUAUCUUUCGGAUCAAGAAUCUGAGUUAUUUUCGGA
This is a messenger RNA of Nymphaea colorata (pocket water lily), 3183 nucleotides long. RefSeq names its product dynamin-related protein 3A-like. The transcript is spliced from 20 exons. NCBI's taxonomy places the organism in Eukaryota, Viridiplantae, Streptophyta, Magnoliopsida, Nymphaeales, Nymphaeaceae. Gene Ontology annotation, cellular component: cytoplasm; membrane; microtubule. The record is from RefSeq and is a predicted model, not a curated record. Bases 500 to 2986 code for a protein of 828 amino acids. Gene Ontology annotation, molecular function: microtubule binding; GTP binding; GTPase activity.